Haliotis rufescens (red abalone) is the source of this 1704-nucleotide messenger RNA. Its product is annotated as protein FAM32A-like. The transcript has 4 exons. Lineage: Eukaryota; Metazoa; Mollusca; Gastropoda; Lepetellida; Haliotidae. The record is from RefSeq and is a predicted model, not a curated record. Bases 53 to 415 code for a protein of 120 amino acids. Gene Ontology annotation, cellular component: nucleolus.
CUAUAAAACGUAAACCUCCCUCUUCUCGCGUUAUCUCAGAAUAGUCAACAAAAUGUCUGCUUACGACAGCGUACAAACAGGUGGUCUUAAACUCAAGGGUGUGUCUGAUCAUUCCAUUAAAAAAAAGAAAAAGAAGAAGAGUAAGGACAAAGACAAGGAACAGAGACAUUUGGAGCUGUCUUUAGAAAAUGAGGGUAAAGAGCCAACUUCACCAACCAGCAGCACAACUCGCAUGUAUGUUGCCAAGAAAACUAAAGCUGAGCUUGCUUUUGAAAAAGUCAAGGAGAAAAGGCAAGCUGAACAGAUUCUAGAAAAGGCUAGUACAAGUCAUAAAGAACAAAUAAUGAAAUUAAAUAAGCACUUGGAUACACUGACAGAACAUUUUGAUAUCCCCAAAGUCAGCUGGACCAAGUAAUUCCUCCAAGGGAGAUAACUCCUACAGUACUACAUCCGACCCAGGCUACAAGCAAGAUGGAGAAAUUCCUGUCUGGAACAGAAAUUUGUGUUUUUAUGUCAAUGUGUCACUGAACUAGUACAGACACUAACAGAUAGACACAUAUAUCACAUGUGGAAAGAAGGAUGUGGUUUAAAAUUAUAAUGAAUUGGAAAUAUUUGACCUUUUAUUAUUUUAGGUAUGAAACGUCGAUUUAACCUCUUACCAAUUGUUAUCUAUUUUGUUGUGAAUAGCUGAAACUUUAUUGUUGAAGCGUAACUAUUCACUCACUAACUCACUGCCAUUGUCAUCAGUGAUGAGGCAGUGUCUUGGUUUGUUGUUUGAUUGUACUUGUGAAUCCGAAAAUAUUUAUUUUUCAAACAAAACUUGUUAUCAUGGAGGUAACAUACAUAACACUUUUUAUACAUAUUUGCAGUAUCUAAAUAAAAGAAUAAUAUUUAUGAACCAGAAAAGUCACUGAUCCCUUUUGAGGGUCGGAGAGCCCUUUUUGAAUUUAGAGUAAAGAUAUUUGAACAGAAUCUUUUAUUAAGGGUAUGUAUAAUUAUCAAUGUAUCUCAGGUAUUCUUACUGACAUCAACCGCUCCUAGUAAUCAUUUUCAUUAUGAAACAUCUACUUUUCAACAAUAAUUAUGUUGUUUAAUUGUGUUGAUAGUGGUGCCAUCUGUAAGUAUUGCUUCUAUGUUUCAUGUGUAAGUAAUUGUACUGUAUAUGGUCUACUCAUGUCCUUUGUAUUCACUGUCAGUCAUACAAGUUGGACAACAAUUAAUCAGUUAUUAGCUUUUUAUCCAACUUUUACAAAAUGUGAGGAAGGAGGCAUUUUAUAUUUUAGAUCUUGUUUGUUUUUAAUGCCAAAUGUUAUGUGUGUUCAUUAGCUGUGGAGGAAUUUGAUUCACUUUAAGCAUGUUUGGUAGGACUGUGUUUCAUGUAUGUGGUGUUUCACAUCUACGGUGUAUUUCAUCAAGUAAAGAAUGAAUACAUUGUGAUAUUCGUGGUGUGUGGUCACAUGGGACAACAAAACAAUGAUGUUUGGUAGGUAGGUGUGCAGAGAUGAAAAUCUAAUAAUGAUGGCCCUAUAUAUCAUACACAGUAAGAGUAAGUUCCAUUCAAAUUCUUACUAAAACAUUUCUGUCAUUUUCUACACAACUACUCACCAAUAUCCAUGUCUCGUACAUUUCCUUUAUAUUUUAGGGAUUGUCUAUUGCUAUGAAAAUCCCAGAUUGUAUGCAUCAAUAAAUAUCAUGUCAUCAUUA